Phodopus roborovskii (desert hamster) is the source of this 1273-nucleotide messenger RNA. It is a transcript of the gene Cbln4, whose product is annotated as cerebellin 4 precursor. Gene Ontology annotation, molecular function: protein binding. Bases 613 to 1218 code for a protein of 201 amino acids. Lineage: Eukaryota; Metazoa; Chordata; Mammalia; Rodentia; Cricetidae. The transcript is spliced from 3 exons. The record is from RefSeq and is a predicted model, not a curated record.
GCGUCGGAGUGACUCUGGUUUUGACCAAGCGCAACUGGGAGUCGCUAGCAUUCUGGCCAUGAACACCUCCUGGCGUUCUUCUCAUCCCUGGAAACACCUCCUGACUCUGUAAUUUGUUCCUGCGCCAGCCAAAGUCCCUAGGAUAGGACCUACACCCACACCGCUUGGCACCUACUACCCUGGCGUUUCCUCGCUGAGUGCCCUGUCUUCUGCUCCGUGCUUUCCCCAGGAGUACUUGGGUUUGGGGUGAGGAUUUAUUUUGUUCCUUUCAGGUGUGAUCGAGAGGGUCUGGAGACUUUUUAGAUGUCAAGAGACAAGUGUGGCUGCAGGAGCCCCAGGCAAAACUGAUUUUGGGGCGGAGGAGGUUUAGGAUAGUGAGUUCUGCAUGAGCUGCUUAAAGGACAAAGGUAACAGAACCAGCCAGACAGCUCAAAGGGAGACUUCAGCCCAGAGAAUUGGUGGAAGUGUGCGCGCCGCCGCCACCGCCGCCGCCGCCUUUCCUGCAGCGCUGUCGAUCUAGCCACUGGCAUCUUCCCGAGCUCCGGGAUUCCGGAGUAGCAGGCGCCGCCCGGAGCAGAAGCGCCAGGCUGCGGCUUGCGCACGCGGCUCACCAUGGGCUCCGCGCACCAGGCGCUGUCCGUGGUACCGGCUGUUCUGCUGGUUCUCGCGCUGCCUGGGCUGCCUGUCUGGGCACAGAAUGACACCGAACCGAUCGUGCUGGAGGGCAAGUGUCUGGUUGUGUGCGACUCGAACCCAGCCACAGACUCCAAGGGAUCAUCUUCUUCCCCUUUGGGAAUAUCGGUCCGGGCAGCAAACUCCAAGGUGGCCUUUUCAGCGGUUCGGAGCACCAACCAUGAGCCAUCUGAGAUGAGCAACAAGACACGCAUCAUUUACUUUGAUCAGAUCCUGGUUAAUGUGGGCAAUUUUUUCACAUUGGAGUCUGUUUUUGUGGCACCAAGGAAAGGAAUCUAUAGUUUUAGUUUUCAUGUAAUUAAAGUCUACCAGAGCCAGACAAUCCAGGUUAACUUGAUGUUAAAUGGGAAACCAGUCAUAUCUGCCUUUGCUGGCGAUAAAGAUGUGACCCGAGAAGCCGCCACUAACGGAGUGCUCCUCUACCUGGACAAAGAAGAUAAGGUUUAUCUAAAACUGGAGAAAGGUAACUUGCUUGGCGGCUGGCAGUAUUCCACGUUUUCUGGCUUUCUGGUGUUUCCUCUAUAGAACUUGACUUCUCCAUGACACCCAUGAGUGAGGGCGGCCACCCCUGGGUUAUCGG